GAUAUAGUAUUACAAUUCUACACAUUUGUUUAUUUUCCCAACAGAAUCAUUAUAGAUAUGUAUAUGGUUUAAAGUUAUUACAUUCUGAAUAAGUAAUUAAGUCUUGGUAAAUAAUGUAUUUUCACAGUUGUAAUUGUAUCUCAUAUGUUUAAUUUCAGAGUUGUUAACAUCUUUCAACAUAAGUUCCAAAUAGUUUUCUGGUGAAACACGUAUCCCAGUUUUUGGGAAUAGUCUUCUGUAGAAGUUCUAAACCGUUAUUAAACAUUAUGGCACACUAUAAAGGAGCAGCCAGUGAAGCUGGCCGUGCAAUGCAGUUAAUGAAGAAGAGAGAAAUUGCUCAGCAAGAAAUAGAAUUAAGAAAAAAGAAAAUAGAAGAUGAUCUGAAAAUACAUAACAUAGAAAACAAAUUUGCAACUCAUUAUAAUGCUGUUGAACAACAGUUGAAGACUUCUACUAUUGGAUUAGUCACUUUGAAUGAAAUGAAAGCAAAGCAGGAAAAUAUAGUAAAAGAACGCGAGAGGAAACUUGCGCAAAAGGAACGUGAAAAGGAACAAGAAAAGGAACGGGCUCUUGCAGCUAAACAAGCUGAAAAAAAUAAGCAGAAGAAACAAAUACAAGCUUUAUCAUUUAAUUUAGAUGAAGAUGAAGUAGAACUUUCUGAUGAGGAAACAGAAUCAAAGGUAGAGAAAUCAAAAGAUGAUGAUGAUGAUGAUGAUAUUGGGCCUCUAGUAAAAAAAAUAAAGAAGAAUCCAGAUGUGGAUACAAGCUUUUUACCUGAUAGAGAAAGGGAGGAAGAAGAAAACAGAUUAAGAGAAGAGCUGAGACAAGAAUGGGCUAGAAAACAAAAUGCACUAAAAGAAGAAGAAAUUGAAAUUACUUUCAGUUAUUGGGAUGGUUCUGGACACAGAAGGAGUGUUAUCAUGAAAAAAGGUAAUUCCAUCUAUCAGCUCCUUCAAAGAUGCUUGGAAGUUUUACGACGCGAAUUUAGUGAACUUAAAACAGUGAUGGCUGAUCAGUUGAUGUAUGUUAAAGAAGAUCUAAUACUACCGCAUCAUUAUACAUUUUAUGAUUUUAUUGUAACAAAGGCAAGAGGAAAAAGUGGACCUCUCUUCACAUUUGAUGUUCAUGACGACAUUCGUGUGAUGCAUGACGCUUCUGUGGAAACAGAAGAAUCUCACGCUGGAAAAGUGUUACUUAGGUCUUGGUAUGAAAGAAAUAAACAUAUAUUUCCUGCUAGUAGAUGGGAACCUUUUGAUCCAACAAAAAGUUACGAUAAAUAUACGGUAUCAGAUAAAAAUAGGAAAAAGGAUAAAAUUUAAUGGAAAAGAAAUUAUAUAGGAAGUAAUUGUACAAAGAAAUUAAUAAUUCAUAUUGUGUUCAGUAAAGAAAAAUUUAUCGUUUUAGGAUAAUUUCAAUAUUGUAGAUAUUACAUUUUUAAAAUAUAUAAUUAAUUUUUAUUAUAUAGCAAGAUCGGUAUUAUUUAAACUAGAAGUUAAACGUUAAUACAUAUCUAGUAUAUUUAAAAUAAUGUACAUACAAAAUUUCAUAAAAUAAUACACGUGCUGUAAAUAGUA
Molecule: messenger RNA, 1574 nt
Organism: Osmia bicornis bicornis
Lineage: Eukaryota; Metazoa; Arthropoda; Insecta; Hymenoptera; Megachilidae
Product: protein FAM50 homolog
Exons: 4
Coding region: 267-1319 (350 amino acids)
Biological process (GO): chromatin organization
Cellular component (GO): nucleus
Source: RefSeq, a predicted model, not a curated record